Centropristis striata (black sea bass) is the source of this 2386-nucleotide messenger RNA. Its product is annotated as ferroptosis suppressor protein 1-like. The record is from RefSeq and is a predicted model, not a curated record. The transcript is spliced from 9 exons. Gene Ontology annotation, cellular component: mitochondrion; cytoplasm. Gene Ontology annotation, biological process: positive regulation of apoptotic process; apoptotic mitochondrial changes. Gene Ontology annotation, molecular function: flavin adenine dinucleotide binding; electron-transferring-flavoprotein dehydrogenase activity. Lineage: Eukaryota; Metazoa; Chordata; Actinopteri; Perciformes; Serranidae. The coding region runs from base 144 to 1262 and encodes 372 amino acids.
CUGGUGUCGUCAGAGGAGCAGGAAACAAGCGGAAAGCAGCAGCGGUGAUUGAGAAAGAGAAGAAGAAGAAGAAAAAGGCUCCAGACUUUCUAGAGCGAGCACAGAUUAAAUCCCUGAAACAUUCUGAUCCACCUGCUGCAGAGAUGGGGGCUCAGGCCUCGGCGGUUGAAGGCGUGCACGUGGUGGUGGUUGGCGGCGGGUUCGGCGGCGUGGCGGCGGCGCGGCAGCUGCAGGCUGCAGGACUCAGCUUCACGCUGAUCGACAUCAGAGAUUGUUUCCAUCACAACGUGGCGGCGCUGCGAGCGGCUGUUCUGCCCGGUUUGGCUGAGCGGACGUUCAUCCCGUACGCCGACACGUUCGGGGACAGUUUUGUUCAGGGACGAGUUGAGCGCGUGGACGUGGACAGACAGACGGUCGUCCUCGACGACGGGACGGAGGUGGGGUUCUCUCACCUGGUGCUGAGCACCGGCAGUGACGGAGCGUUACCCGGGAGGUUCAACAGCGCCGCCAGCCGCCAGAGCGCCGUGCAGGAGUACCAACACUUCAUCACACAGCUGCAGGCUGCAGACUCUCUGCUGGUUGUGGGUGGGGGCUCCUCCGGUGUGGAGAUGGCUGCUGAGAUAAAGUCGGAGUAUCCGGAGAAGAAGGUGGUCCUGAUCCACUCUCGGGCGGCGCUGGCCGACCCCGAGCUGCUGCCGAGCGUCCGUCAGCAGGCCAAACAGCUGCUGCUGCAGAGAGGGGUGGAGCUCCGGCUGGGUGAGAAGGUGUGUGACCUGUCUGCGCUGCAGCUGAACGUGACUCAGAAGAACUCGGUGGUGACCACGGAGCGCGGAGACAAACUGACCACCGACCUGAUCGUCUGCUGCACCGGACUCAAGAUCAACACCACCGCAUACGCCUCCAGCUUCUCCGGCUGUAUGGCUGAAAACGGCGCUCUGAAGGUGAACGACCACCUGCAGGUCGAAGGAUUCUCCAACGUCUUCGCUAUCGGCGACUGCGCCAACGUCAACGAGCCCAAGAUGGCGUACCACGCCGAGCUGCACGCCGCCGUCGCCGUGACCAACAUCAUCAACAGUCUGAGGGGGAAGGAGCUGACGUCAUAUCUAACAGGUAACAUCACCAUGUUGCUGGCGAUGGGCCGUGACGAUGGCGUGGGCCAGUUUAACGGGUUCAGGUUGCCUCGUUGGCUUGUUGUUCUGGGGAAGAGUCGAGAUCUGCUGCUGUGGAAGAGCUGGAGGGAGAUGAGGCAGAAACAACCCUGAGACACACACACACACACACACACACACACACACACACACACACACACACACACACACACACACACACACACACUCACACGCCUCUAAUUGAUUAAUUGAUUUGUUGUUCAGCAGCAUGUUACAUACGAUGACAGACAACGCUCUCUUAUUUUCACUAGCAGGUUACAUAUUAUAUACAGAUAAAUCUCUUAUUUUCACUAGCAGGUUACAUAUUAUAUACAGAUAAAUCUCUUAUUUUCACUAGCAGGUUACAUAUUAUAUAUAGAUAAAUCUCUUAUUUUCACUAGCAGGUUACAUAUUAUAUACAGAUAAAUCUCUUAUUUUCACUAGCAGGUUACAUAUUAUAUAUAGAUAAAUCUCUUAUUUUCACUAGCAGGUUACAUAUUAUAUAUAGAUAAAUCUCUUAUUUUCAUUAGCAGGUUCCAUAUUAUAUACAGAUAAAUCUCUUAUUUUCACUAGCAGGUUACAUAUUAUAUAUAGAUAAAUCUCUUAUUUUCACUAGCAGGUUACAUAUUAUAUACAGAUAAAUCUCUUAUUUUCACUAGCAGGUUACAUAUUAUAUACAGAUAAAUCUCUUAUUUUCACUAGCAGGUUACAUAUUUGCAGAUGAUGUUCACUUAAACAAAACUGUGCUUCUCUGCUGAAAAAAAUACCUUUUUUUACACAUUUUAUGUAUUUUCAAGACCUAAACAAUCUAUAUUAGUUGAAAUAAACUGUUUCCAGAAUAUGUUUACCACUCUACCUUGAUGUCAGACAGCCCUGUUGGAGUUGACGCGCUGGUUAACUAAAACACUUCUUCCUUGCAGGAAGUUUUACUUGAAGACAGAAAUAUACUUUAUACUCUAUCACAAAACAUCUUAAUUUCAGUUUAUGCUUCACUGAAACACUUUAAAUGAUCCUGUUCAAAGUUAGAACACCAGAAGUUGUCAUGCUGUUGUUUCUGUCUCUCAGAACUGAUGCUGUGAAAGAAAUUGUAUGAAAUGAUAUUAUUGUAUGUUAAACUGUGUCUGUGCCAAUUAAACAUUAGUGAAACGUUUUAUUUUAUUAUUGUGCUUCACUUCUAAACAGUUGCUCUGAAGUCCUCAGUGCUUCUAAAACUGAUAUUAAAAUACUAAAUAACUUUA